Molecule: messenger RNA, 3117 nt
Organism: Talaromyces rugulosus
Lineage: Eukaryota; Fungi; Ascomycota; Eurotiomycetes; Eurotiales; Trichocomaceae
Exons: 13
Coding region: 1-3117 (1038 amino acids)
Molecular function (GO): catalytic activity; FAD binding
Source: RefSeq, a predicted model, not a curated record
AUGGCAUCCAAAGACAUCCCUCCCACGCCAACGCUGUCCGAAAAGCACUCUGGAGUCCCCGAGAGGCUUGCCGACAAAGCCCAGCAUGCAAAAUCAUUAAUCUUCGACAUCGCCACCAAGAAGCAAAAAGCUCGCAAGAGGCCGCUUGCCAUACCUCAGGGCAUCGAAAGGCCCACGUUCCUCAAAGCCAUUGACGAAUUGUCGCAGCAGCUGGGGCAGGAGAAUGUGGAACUUGCCGAUCAGCCUUUAAAGGAUGGAUGGUAUAUGGAGCGUUCGUUUGUCCUAGGAAAUAGAUGUAUAAAGGAAAUAUUGAUAGAGAUAGAUCCAAAUACCCACGAUGCUAUGCAUGUCCUCGACGAGGAGGAAUUCGUGGCCUCUGCAGUUGUGUACCCAGGCAGCACAGAAGAAGUACAGACGAUUGUGGCAUGGGCCAACAAAUACAAGAUCCCUAUAUUUCCCAUUUCCAUUGGAAGAAACCUUGGAUACGGCGGUGCGGCACCCCGUGUACGUGGAUCUGUGGUGAUCGACCUUGGACGCCGCAUGAACACGAUCCUCGACAUUAACCCGGAUGAUCACACGUGCCUCGUCGAGCCAGGCGUCACUUUCUACGCUCUUUACGAGGCCAUCCAGGCGCGCGGUUAUGACCAUUUGUGGGUGGAUGUUCCCGAUUUGGGAGGAGGUUCCGUUUUAGGAAAUACUUUGGACCGUGGUGUGGGAUACACUGUCUACGGAGACCACUGGGCAUGCCAUUCUGGCCUGGAAGUCGUCCUUCCCACGGGCGAGGUGAUUCGCACGGGCAUGGGAGCUAUGGCAAACAGUUCUAGUUGGCAGAUUUUCCCAUACGGAUUUGGUCCGAUGGCCGAUGGCUUGUUUUCUCAAUCGAAUAUGGGCAUUGUGACGAAACUGGGCAUGACCUUGAUGCCAAAUCCCGGAGGCUACGAAAGCUACCUAUAUACCUUUACCGAGGAGGCCGAUCUUGCUCCUCUUGUGGAUAUAAUCCGGCCACUGCGAAUCGGAAACAUUUUAGAAAACGUCGCGCAGCUGAGACACGUCGUACAAGCCAUUGCCCUAAACGGCAAGCCUCGCAGCACUCACUUUCAAGGCCAAGGGCAAAUAACCGAUGAACUCGCGCGCAAAAUUGCACGGAGAGAUUUAAACUAUGGAGACUUUACCUGGCUGUACUACGGCAUGUCGUACGGGCCCAAACAUAUUCGCCAAUACAAGCUUGAUAUCAUCCACAAGGAGUUCAUGAAGAUCCCUGGGGCGCGUCGCAUCGACCCAGCCUCUUUACCCAAGGACGACUAUUUCUGGUCUCGCGACCGCAUUGCAGCAGGGAUUCCAGAUCUCGAAGAACUGCGCUGGGUAAACUGGUACCCCAACGGUGGACACAUCGCAUUCAGCCCUGUAUCCCCUGUACGCGGAUCCGAUGCUACAAACCUAUGGCAGAUUGCACGCGGGCGAGCGGCCGAAUUCGGCCUAGAUAUAUUCCCUGCGUUUUGCGUGGGGCUGCGCGAAAUGCAUCUGAUUGUGGAAUGCGUGUUUGAUCGGGACGACAAGAGCAUGCGCGAAAAAGCGCUGGCCUGUAUGCGAGGCAUGAUUGACGAUGCAGCAGCUAAAGGGUACGGCGAGUACCGAACUCACAUAGCCUUGAUGGACCAGAUCGCGAGCACCUAUGAUUGGAACGACAAUGCGUUGAUGAAGUUUAACCAGCGGCUCAAGGAUGCGCUGGAUCCGAAUGGCAUCCUGGCGCCAGUAUCCAAAGCAUCACUGAGCUUUGAAAUGUCUGGAUCUAUCCCGGUGUUGCGCCCGCUGGUGCAAUGCACUCAGAAGCAACAUGCUUCGAAAUGUACACAACAAAAGAGCAUGUCGUCUUCCAGCACCACCUCCAAUGAAAAAGGCAAAUUGCCACUGGCUGGUAUUCGCGUACUGGAUAUGAGCCGCGUGCUAGCUGGCCCAUACUGUACACAGCUUCUUGGCGACUUGGGAGCAGAGGUAAUCAAAGUUGAACACCCCGUACGAGGCGAUGAUACCAGGGCCUGGGGUCCUCCGUUUGCAGAAUACAAAGAUGGGCGAGAUGGGCCGGGUGAGAGUGCUUAUUACCUUUCAGUCAACCGAAACAAAAAGUCCCUAGGUCUUUCGUUUGCUCAUCCCGAGGGCGUUGAAGUGCUCCACACGCUCGCCAAAGACUGCGAUGUCCUUGUCGAAAACUACCUUCCAGGCUCCCUAGAAAAAUACAACAUGGACUACGAAACCAUACGAAAAAUAAACCCACGACUAGUCUACGCCAGCAUCACCGGAUACGGCCAAACCGGUCCUUAUAGCAACAGGCCGGGCUUUGAUGUAAUGGUAGAGGCUGAAUUCGGAUUAAUGCAUCUGACCGGCUCGCGCAAUGGUGCCCCUGUCAAAGUCGGCGUGGCAGUGACAGACCUGACAACGGGGUUGUAUGCGUGCAAUUCAAUCAUGGCUGCACUGUUUGCCCGCAUUAAUAGCGGAGAAGGACAGCAUUUGGAUGUGUGCUUGAGUGACGUUCAAACGGCCACUUUGGCGAAUAUGGCCGAGUCUGUUCUGGUCAGUGGGAAGAGAGAUAGUGGUCGAUGGGGGACUGCUCACCCUUCCGUGGUCCCAUAUCAGGGCUUCAAAACAGCAGACGGCGACAUUUUCGUCGGCGGCGCCAACGACCGGCUGUUUGGCAUCCUUUGCAGCAAGCUUGGAAAGCCAGAAUGGAGCACGAACCCUAAAUACAUAACCAACAACGAACGCGUACGCAACAGAGAAGAACUCGAGGGCCUUAUUGAGGCGGAGACGACAAAGCGAACGACGCAAGAAUGGCUCGAGGUUUUUGAGGGCUCCGGCCUGCCGUAUGCUGCAGUUAAUGAUGUACUAGACACUUUGAAUCAUGAGCAUACCAAGGCUCGCGGCAUGGUUCAAGACAUUGAUCACCCGAUUUGCGGUUUAAUCAAGGUACUCAGUCCGCCAGUGAAAUACUCUAAUGCUGACCCUAGCAUUCGCUUGCCACCGCCGUUGCUUGGAGAGCAUACGGAAGAGAUUCUCGUAGAAGUUGCUGGGCUGGAGAGGAAGCGAGUGCAGGAGCUGAGAUCUAAGGGAGUUGUUGCAUAG